ACAUAGCACUGAUGUUCAGAGCAAACUACCCCGACCUAGAUGUCUUGGACUCGCCCUUGAUCUCUCCACUGCCAACCUCGGUGGGAGGUCUUCCAGGGAGCGCCCUUGCAGAAAGGAUCUUUAAUGAUCCCCGCUCAUGGGAGGAUGGAGCUUUGGAGUUGGACGGUAUUGGAGGAGAUCCUAUGGCAUGGUUUCAGGAGGAGAUUGACAAGUUCAGAGCGAACAGCGCUGGGCUUCCCGACGCUGCUAUGGGGCCUCACUAUGAUGACGAUUUCCCCGAAAAAGUCAGGUGGAUGCAAACCCCGGUCUCUGCGAUUCCCAAAAGUUUGCAGCUUAAGGGUAUGAGACGCAGUGUGCGACCCAUCUCACUAGCAGCACUCUUCGAACAAUCGGGUGACAGGUUCAGCAAAGACCUACAGAAACAGAUGACGAAAAUUUUGGAGCCUGGGUCGUCACACUCACCGGCGCUCUCUCCCCCUUCAACGGGGAGCAGCGCGACGACAGCUUCCAGCACGAUGUCUCCUCUUCGCGUCCAAACCACGGUCGGCGCCCGUCCAGAUAUCAUAUCGCCCUCACCCAUCACCAUCUACUCCGCCUCAGCUACCCUCAGCUUCCUCGAGUGGUAUGGCAUUUAUCCCGGGGUCUCACCACGUCGCGCAUCCUCUCUCGUUAGCCCUAACUCCAAAAUCGCUUUCGACGUUCCAAAACGAGGCUCUUCCGUUCCCCCUCCGAAUGCAGAACCUGAGAAGGUAAUUGAAAGACCAACGACGCCCCCAGGUCUUUCACGUGCCUCGUCGUCGCUAUCCCUCCCUAAGCCUCUCCCUACCGAGCCUUUGCACUUACGGCGCCCAUCAGUGGAAGCUGAUCCAUCACAAUUUCUCAGACCGUCGUUGGAAACUAACGCGCCAGAUUCUCGCAGGCCAUCAAUAGAAUCUGACGCAUCACAUUCUCGACGACCCUCUUUUGAAAAUGUUCUCACACCAUCGGCUCCACCGAGCUACCCUAGGUCUCCAUCCCCCGCCUACUCCCUUCUAGCCCCAUCAACAUCUACUACACCAGCUAGGGCUGGUCCCUCUACCAGCGAAUCACAGCCGUCGAGGUCCACAACGCCGAUCCGCCGUCUCCCAUCAAUACCCAACACUCGUUCAAUAACACCUCCAAUUAUUGACGGUCGACGCCCUUCGUUGCCUACACUUCCCUCAUCAGUGUCGCAGAGCUUGUCGCUGCCCAGUAGCCCUGAUCCUGCUACUGCUAAUCGCCCAUUGUCAGCGGUGCGAUCACCACUAGGUGGCCCCAUAGGCCCUCGUUCACGAGCGAACACUGGUCCAAAGCACCAUACACGCACUCCGUCGCUGGCCAAGUCGUCGUCUCUUUCCCAUAGACCGCCUGUUCUCCGACUUUGA
Messenger RNA from Laccaria bicolor S238N-H82, 1403 nucleotides. RefSeq lists its product as uncharacterized. The record is from RefSeq and is a predicted model, not a curated record. NCBI's taxonomy places the organism in Eukaryota, Fungi, Basidiomycota, Agaricomycetes, Agaricales, Hydnangiaceae. Bases 12 to 1403 code for a protein of 463 amino acids. The transcript has a single exon.